AUGGGCAUCGAGAACCAACCACCCGAUGCACCGGCAUGGCGCGAAAACCUCAAUACACAUCUGAUUUGCCCUGACUGCAAACAAGUGCCCCCGGAUCUGAUUGAAGAGAAUGCUGACACAAUCUGCGCCAACUGUGGGAUGGUCCUUGCCGAGCGGCUUAUCAGUUAUGAGUCAGAAUGGCGUACUUUCAACUCAGAUGAAGGCAAAGGCGAGGAUCCCAACCGUGUUGGUGAAGCUGACAAUGAACUUCUUCUCACCAACAAUGCGGGCACAAUGAUUGGUGGUGGCGGUCCAAAUGUGUCAAAGGAAACACGCAAGCUCAAGAAAGCGCAGGCAAUGCAACUGGAAAAUAAAGCAGACAAGGCUCUGCAGGCGGCAUAUGCGCAGGUUGAGUCUUGGGGAGAGAAGGCCAAGCUCACUGGACCCGUCAAGACUGCGGCGAAGAUGUACUUCAAGCGGGUUUACGAAGCGAAUGCUCUUCGAGGCAAACAGACCGAUGUCAUCCUCGCGGGAUGCCUCUUCAUCGCUUGUCGUCAGUUACGAACUCCUCGAUCUUUCAACGAGAUUUUCGGUUUGACUUCUGUCCCUAAGAAGGAGAUUGGCCGGGCCUAUAAGAACUUGGAGAAGUUCUUGACCAAGGCUGCUCAUGAGAACAUUCAGGCUGUAGAAGGCAGCGGAGGGAUUGCAAACCGAGAAGUUCUUGAGUAUCGCGGCACACAGUCCACGAAGCCAGAAGAUUUAUGUGGGAGAUACUGCAACAUGGUCGGGCUGAACUUCAGAGUUGAGUCGAUUGCGAAAGCCCUCGCUAAAAAGAUCCCCACCAUCGAAGGCCUGGCUGGUCGCAGUCCCCUCUCCAAUGCCGCCGCUUGUACCUUCUUCGCCAGCUGGCUGAUAGGUUUCGGAAAGCCCAGCAAACAAAUCAGCGAAGUCGCGGGAGUGAGCGAUGCGACCAUCAAACAUGCCUACCGAUAUCUGCUGCAGGAGAAAGAACGACUUGUCGAAGAUAGCUGGCUCGGUGAACAACCCCCGCCCCAUGGUGGAUUUGGGGAUUUGAAGAACUUACCAGGUGCCUAA
Capronia epimyces CBS 606.96 is the source of this 1074-nucleotide messenger RNA. RefSeq lists its product as uncharacterized. Gene Ontology annotation, biological process: transcription initiation at RNA polymerase II promoter; transcription preinitiation complex assembly. The record is from RefSeq and is a predicted model, not a curated record. The coding region runs from base 1 to 1074 and encodes 357 amino acids. Gene Ontology annotation, cellular component: transcription preinitiation complex; nucleus. NCBI's taxonomy places the organism in Eukaryota, Fungi, Ascomycota, Eurotiomycetes, Chaetothyriales, Herpotrichiellaceae. Gene Ontology annotation, molecular function: TBP-class protein binding; RNA polymerase II general transcription initiation factor activity. The transcript has a single exon.